Molecule: messenger RNA, 3503 nt
Organism: Bursaphelenchus xylophilus (pine wood nematode)
Lineage: Eukaryota; Metazoa; Nematoda; Chromadorea; Rhabditida; Aphelenchoididae
Source: the annotation of a GenBank genome assembly
AUGCAUCCGCAGACGACCGAAGUCGAACUCACGUCUUCUGGCGCAAAAAGCGAGCGCGCUGACCACUCGGCCACCACUGCAGAUGAAGUAAGCUGUUUCUUUUGGGGAGGCUAUUCGCUCAUUUCGGCUAAACUUUGCGGCCGAUUUUCUCGGCCGAGAAGCCCCGUAAACACUUUUGGAAAUCAGUUUUAUGAUCGCAGACGCUUCACGUUUGAAACCUACUAGGUCCCGUUCCAAAGUCCGUCUGCGAAAAAAGUGACUUCCCUUGUAAGACUACAAUCAGAACGGCGUCUCCAGAUCGAAUAUUUAUUUUCUCAAUUUAUUUUUAUCUGGCCAGAAAUCCGUGGCCGAAGAACAAAGAAAUGUUCGAAACCGACGAAAAAGAUUUGUAUAUUCUCUUAUACUCUCCAGGCACAUCCAAUAAAAAAUAAUACUGCGCAAACGCAACAAACUUUACACAACUUUUAUCUUUGCACUCUGACGGCUCAGAAAAAAAACGCGCAGAAAUUGGAUUUGGGUAUGAGUCCGAAUUAUGGAUUCCUCAGGGCCUGAGGCACGGCGAAUACUUAAUUCAGAUACGGGCAAGACUGGUUGAAUAAGUCCUGGCCAGAUUUUUUGAUGUGUGAUAAACCAAAAAAAAAAUAAUAGCUUUAAUAAAUGAAUAUUUUUUGAAGUUCACUGUUAACUACAACGCCAAAGAAUAAUGUAAUAAUAAUCAAGCCUCCGCCGAACCCCGGCCGAGUAAAAAUGAAUUUUUUUUUGAUUUUUUGAAGAGUUGUGAAUUUUAGGGGUUUUCGAUGAUGUUGAUUUUUACUUUACUCUGUAAAGUAAAAAAAAUUUAAGCAUCAAACAAUUGGAUACUAUUUUCGGAUUUUUGUUUGAUACCAAACAAAAUUUCAGUCUUCAACUUGACGCCUCAGUCAAGUGUGAAAAUGCCGCCAUUUUCGUCAUGUCAAAUUGUUCUGUCAUUUUGACUGUCAAAUUUAACUUUUUUGAGAAAUAUUUGUACUUGUGUGAUUUUUGCUAAAAAAUCAUAAGAAUUUAAAAUUUUUAAGAACUAAAUUGCUACAUCUUGUCAAAACGACCGGCGAAAUAAGUAGAAAAACUAUUUACGGCUAAUAUUAACAGUAUUCAUAAUAGUCUAUGUUAAACCUCCUUUGAAAGCUUCGUAUAUCAGAAUAUUCAAUUCAGCCAAAAUGACGGAAAUGACGGCAAGUUGGCGCCAUUUUUAAUAAUUCUUCCAAAUUAACAACCCUAAAGAAACACACAGACUCUGAGGAUUCAGGGAAAAAUAAACUAAAACUUUGCCGAAAACUAAAAAAGUUGUGGCCAAUUCAAAUUGAGCUACAAAAAUGCCGCACCCUGUUCUUUUUUAAACAUAAAAUUGACGGCGCUACGGCUUUUCGGGUCAGGGACAGUUCGGGUCGGUCACCGACACUUCGGGUCAACGAUACAGUACUUAAAUAUUUAUAAAGAAUAUUUGUUCUGCACAGUAGUAUAUGUCUGUCUUUAAAUCGGGUUCUUCCCGUUUUCGGAUAAAAAUUGUCUUCAUAUUGUAAACUCUGUAAAGUAAAAUUACAAAAAUCAUGAAAAGUGAAUAUGAUUCUGAUAAUCAACACCAUUGAAAACCCAUAUAUUCUUAGAAAAAUUACAUUUUUACAUUAAUUUGUAUAUAGUCGCCGCAAAAAGUCUUUGGAAUUUUCUGCGACUCUGCACUGUGCGCGAACCCGAAAACACAUUUUGCACCGUGCAUCCGGCCCGAAAAGUGCUUUUGCACUGUGCAAUUUUGUUGAUUUUGCCUUAUUGUCGCGCGCGAUUCCCACUUUUCUCAGCGACAAAUCGACAUUUCGGAGUGCGACGGGAUUUGGGGGCCGCGAAAAAUUCCAAAGACUUUUUGCGCCGACUAUAAUAGAAUAAAAAUUUAAAUAUCAGAAGAAAUAGAUACAAUUUUUGAAAUCUCCACCAUCGAUUACAUAUAAAAAUGUACGUUGACCCGAAAGUCCGGACGCAAAAUUUAUUUUUGCAUGUACGAUUUUUUUUUCAAAAUUACAUUUUUUGUAGUUGACACUUUUCAUUAGAUUUUUGCUCUUAAAACAUUAGAAUCAUACUUUUUAUCGUUUUUAAACUUUUAAAAAAUGCCACAAGAAGGGGAGUGUUCGGCCUCAACCCGAAAAGUAGGGACGCGAUAUUUCUCAUCUAAUACAGGAUACGCGGUUUUAGAAACCUUGGAAAUUCCAUUGCUCAAAGCUAUAUAAAAAAUUUCCUUUGAUCAGUUAUUGCGAUUUCCUUUCUGGUGCCUCACAUAUUUUCUACAAAGAUUUAUCUUUUGUAACCAGAUUGUACCCAACACAGAAUGAAUAAAGUAUACAAAGUUAACUAAGUUUUUUGAGGAACAGAUGCGCCCACUUUUGGGUCCGAUGCUCAUUUCGAUUACCUGUUUUUUUCUUUUUUAGUCCAUCAAAUUGUGUCAGUCGGAUGAUUCAGACAGUUCUUUACCUUUUCCACAAAAUUAAUAUUCAGUGAGAGCAGAUAGAUCCCCAGAAGGUAUCCAAAGAGGCCGCCUGAGUGAUGCCACAUGCUCUUUUUAUGAUAACAGAUGGAUUCCACCUGCUUUGCGCGGUCUUCUGCCCACCUCGAGGCCGUAAAACGAUCGCAACACUCGAGCGAGGUCAUGAACUUAAAGGUCCCGGUAAUCCCAUUUAAGGCGGCAUCCCAAGAAAAGGCCACCGGAAGGGACAACACUUAUAAAACGGCCUUGCGCAAGGGAUCCGCGCUUAAUUACGAAGCCGAAAGGUGGGUCCGCGUUCGGCCGAUUCCGAUUUUAUUGGCCGCUGAAUAAGAUGACCUUCUUUUAAUAUUAUCGAGACUUUCUAUGCCUUCAUUUGCAUUCUUUCCAAGGUGAUUACAGCCAUUGGGAGUUGGGAUUACGGUAGGAAGUAUGGCGUGAGCAAGAUCAAAGGGAAAAAACAAGUCGACUCUUAAUUUGGGAGCGGGCGUUUAUCCGAAAUCAGAUUAGGGACCCUGGGGUCGGUCGUAUUGAGGGACAGGAAGGACUUUGUUAACAAUGCUGGCAUAAUGGCUGUCCGAGAUUCCGUGUCCGGCCCAACUACAGUGCCUUCUGAGACCGACGGAAGCGCUUUGUCGUGUUCUGGGGAUUCAGGUUUGUGAGCUAAUUGGGCAUUCAGACCGGCCAAGGGAUCUCUCUUUAUGCAUACGGUCUUGUUUUCCCGGUGCUCGUCUUCUCUCCAACUUAAGGCGUUAUGCAAAUGCGCGCCAUGUGUCCGGACGGAUCAGACGCGGCAUUCAUUCUUUUCCAUCGCCUUCUGGCCCUUUUCUUCGCGCAUCGGGGCCCGGUCGUCAUAAACGCGCCUCUCCCGAGACCUGAGAGUGGUGGAUUAAAAGUGCCGACCACCGUCUUGAAGAGCUUCCGUGGUUCCUGUCCCGCUGCCAACCACCUCAUCACUCACCAUCCCACCGAGUCCUUCAAUUUAUCAGUGCGAUGA